AUGGCAGCUGGCGCGUCAGGGCCGGCGCCAGGGUUUUGGGAGUGGGUACAGGGCGCAGAGUGGACCAUUCCUGACUGGACAACAAUUCUGUGCAAUACGCUUCGCCUCACAGCCGCGGGUGCUGUCGUUCUGGGCACUGUUGCGCUGGCCUGGGCCCUGGCCUACUACCUCUUGCUGUGGCAGGUCCCCCUCUUUCGUGAGCUGAUUGGAGCCAAGCCCAUUGGCAAGGGAUAUGCCUCUGAUCAAGAGCGGCAGCGCCGCCCGCGCACGCUGCAGUAUCAGCGGGCAGAGCCGCAAGGAGCAGCGGGGCGCAAGGAUGAUCUGAGCCUUGAUGCGGCCGUGGCACGGGAACACUCGCUGCCCGCAGCUCAACUCGACCGGGUCAUUGAUGAGCUCACCACGUGUCGGCGCUUGUUGCUUUCGGCCGCUCAUGAUUCCGUGGCGUCGGUCCUCGCGCGCCAUCAUGAUUUGCUGCUCCUCGAGGUGACGCCCGCCAUCGGGGCAGCAUUGGACUUACCGACGGCUCAAAAGCUUAUCGAUGAUCUUCUCCUUCACCACGCCCUUGACGUUCCCGUUCUCUUGCUUCAAGCUCUUACGCGCGUCAUCAAGGCACCUGGCAGCGCGAGUCACGCCCAGCAAAAGCGGUGUAUCCGCCGCCUACUCAGCACAGCCAUUCAAGAGCGGGACCUUGAAGCCGAGCUGCUGCACAGCCCCUUGGCGGCACAGCUGCACGAAUUCGAUCGUGUCCUCGUCAACUUUCCCGUCAACUAUGCCAACUAUAUGCGGGGCUCGUCGUACUGGACGGCGACCGCCACCCGCUUGUUGGACCAUGGCUUGACAGCUGCGCUCCUGGCAGGCAUCCUUGCUCAACUGCCCCACAAUUUGUCGGCCUGGCCCCCCCUCCUGACCAAGCUUACCAAUCUGCAUGCUCGCAAGCUUCUUCAGGCCCUCUUCAACACCAUCAAGACGCUACUUGCCCUGCGAAGCUUACGCAAGCAUUCCCGACCUCCAGUCUCCCUGGCUCUGGCCGAGCAGCUGGCAGUCAAGGUGUUUCAGAGCAACGACUCACCGCCCACGGGUGAUGCCGAAGCUCCGUUUCACCUCGACUUUGAUCUCAAUGCCGAAGAUCCUUUGGUACAGGCGGUUCGUGAGCUGGCAGCCGGACCACUGCCUCCGGUUGACGACGAACGACUUGCACCUACGUCUUCAGAAGCCACCGCUCCACGCACGGGUGCUGUGGCGGGAUCUGAAGAUGCGGCAUCGCCCGCGCCAGCCUCGGGCUCACCGUCCGUGCAGCCCACCGAAGAAGCAUGGGAUAGUGACGAUGAAUUUGAGCCCCUGCCUGCUUAUGCGCAGCCCAUGCCUACGGGCCCGCGCUAUUUGCGCGACGCACUUGAGGUUCUUGGCGAGAAGGACGUUGCCUUUGAACGCUGGCUGGAGGGUCUCAAGAGCCUGGCGGAAUUGACUGCGCAACAGCCAGCAGAUCUCGCCGAACUGGCGGUGCCGUUGCUUCGCCGCCUCUUGCGCUUGGAAAACUCAUUCAACGAGCAGACCUUUGAUGGUUUGAAACAAACCAUCAUGGUCAACAUUGUGGUGGCCCAGCCUACCUUGAGUGCUCCAUUCUUGACAACGACGUUCUUUGAGGAGGAAAUGGCCCUUCAGCACCGUGAUCUACUGCUGACUGUCAUAAAUGGCGCGGCACAGCGCCUGUCAGGCCGCAGCCUCUUGGAUGACCAACACACUCCGCCUGCUGCCCCCAGCACCACUUCCACCGCCACUUCCGUGGACCCAUCCAGCAAACCACCGGAUCAGCCAGCCACCCCUGAGGCCAUCAUUCAAGCCCGCCUGGCCCAAAAGACGCGACGCUUUCACUCCCGGGCCCGAGCCACAGAAUGGGGCCGUGCCAAUGCGUUUGCUGAGAUUGGGCCACAACUAUUCUAUCCGCUUGUCGCAUACCACGACCGCCGCGUGCGCACGAUGCGUCUCAUGGAGGACGAUACGUGGCUCCUGGCAAAUCUCAUCCGCACGCUGAGCACCAUCAUCUACUGCAUGGGACCAGCGCUUGCCAACGCGCAUGCCAUCUCCACAUACAUUGAGUGGGUUUGCUUUGCAGAGACAUGUGCGGGCCUUCUCAUGGCUCUGCGUGUGGCGGGCGAGGGCCUCAUCGUGGAGGACUUUGUAUUGGCCAUGGGCACGCUAGAUAGUUGGCUCGAGAAAAUCAUGGUUUCGACAGACUUUGCGCCGCUCCAGCGACUGAGCGCCAUGACGAGAGCGGCGCUCGGCGCUUAUCGACCCAAGCUUCUUUCCAAUGUUGCAUAAUCGAUUGAUACU
This is a messenger RNA of Monosiga brevicollis MX1, 2331 nucleotides long. RefSeq lists its product as uncharacterized. Gene Ontology annotation, cellular component: cytosol. The transcript is spliced from 16 exons. NCBI's taxonomy places the organism in Eukaryota, Choanoflagellata, Craspedida, Salpingoecidae. Gene Ontology annotation, biological process: protein stabilization; telomere maintenance via telomerase. Bases 1 to 2319 code for a protein of 772 amino acids. The record is from RefSeq and is a predicted model, not a curated record. Gene Ontology annotation, molecular function: telomeric repeat DNA binding; Hsp90 protein binding.